This is a messenger RNA of Alternaria atra, 2514 nucleotides long. RefSeq lists its product as uncharacterized. The coding region runs from base 1 to 2514 and encodes 837 amino acids. Lineage: Eukaryota; Fungi; Ascomycota; Dothideomycetes; Pleosporales; Pleosporaceae. The transcript has a single exon. The record is from RefSeq and is a predicted model, not a curated record.
AUGCAGCAUGACGAGGAGCGAUAUGCGGAUGGCUUUGCUGAAUACGGCAGCUAUUUUGGCGGACCAUCAUUUGACUAUCUUGCGCCCGCUCAGCCAAUUUCUCCAACAAUCGCAGGAGCGUCUAUCGAACAUGCCUCCUGCUCGAAACACGCCCCUCACGAUACUGCUUACAAGGCGCCUGAGUACAUGAAAGACGAGGACACUUUCCCGUCUGCGUCACCCGUUUUCGGUUAUGAUCCAUCUCUGAAGUCGAACAGGGCCCACUCAACGUCGCGUAUAGCACCUGUACCACUAAACCAUCGUCAAAGAGCCCCGAAUAACGAUUCAGCAACUUAUGAGUUCUCUCAUCUUUCGAGCAGCCUAGAUGCGCAAGCUUCUAGAACGUAUUCAUCACAGCACAUACCCGAGUCUUCGCAACCACAACCUCUACGCUUUCUUAAACGCGCGUCAACAGCUCCUCCAACUCCUCCGAUGUCUUGGGGUAGUAGUGUUAGCAACGGAGAUGGCCUCUCCGACCAGAUGCAGUCCAUGUAUAUCGCUCCUGAACACCCUGGAGCUUCCAAUCCAGCACCAGAGCCAUUGAAGGUAGCUCAUGGAACCUUUGAGCAUAUCACCACUGCCAGCAGCAUGAGCAGUAAUCGCAGCUCUAGCAUCAUUUCGUCGCCCAUGCAAGGCUUGCCUGGUAGCCCUUUCCAAUUAUCACAAAGGGGUUUCUCCAUUUCGACCAUGCAAAGCACAGAAAGCGAGGCACUUGAAAUGAAUCCUAGCGAUGCUCAAGCUGAGAUAAUGCGUAGACUCAGCAGAAAGAAUGAUGGAUCAAGUCGGACGGGUUUCUCGUCUUUCAAGAAAAGCUUUUCACUUAAAAGGGCUGCGACUUCGACAAAACCGGCUAGUGGGCCAUCACAGGACACUUUGACCGACGUUCUUGAAGAAGUCGCUGCAGAAGGCAGUCUUUCUCUUGUCAAAGCAGUCAUUGGCAUGGGAGCCGACCCUAUAUAUCGAUCGAGCGGUAGAUUGAAAAGAGUAAAGCACGAAGCUUUAGCAAAAGCUACCUUGAGUGGGCGAGCAAAAGUGGUCGACUAUCUUUUGAGAGAAGGCGCUAGCUACGGAGAGACCACGAAAGGAAGUAGUUAUACUCCAAUGGAUCGCGCGAUACUCGCGGCUGCCUACAAAGGGCACGCGGAUCUUAUAAACUGCCUUGUAGCGUCGCACGAAGCAAAUCCAAUGGUUGAGCAAUGGCCGAGGGAGAUGUAUGACGCUCAACAUUAUUGGGCGGAGAACCAAGUCAGACUUGUGAAAACUAGUCUUCUCGACGGUCUUUCCAAAUGGAAGAAUGUUGACCAGGGAAUGAGUACACUGAAACUCAUUAUGCAACAUCAAGACUUCGACCCCACGGCUUUAGUUUCCGGCGUAUUCGACAACAAGAGUGAACUGCAAAGUGCUGAGUUUGGGUACCGUCCGUGGCAGACGACAUAUGAGUAUUCGGUGCUAUCUUGUUUCGUCCGCGCAGGCUGGGCAGACGCGGUGGAAGAGAUGCUGAGCAUAAAGGGCAUGCCAGAAAACUACGAGAAAGAGGAUGACGUCUUGCAAUAUCAAGGAAAGGUCACGCGAUACGUGUCACCAAUCAACGCAUUGACGAAAGAAACAUGGGACAAGCGACCGGAAGACGCACUUCGCAUACUAAGACUACUGAUCGACAGAGGCUUCAACCCAUGUCUCGCACAACGCACCGCCACCGAUCUGGGUUUAAGAACGGCGAUCGGACGAGCGCUUUCAGCAGAUGCUGCGCAAGGAGUCGAACUUAUCUUGCAGGCCAGGGGCGGGCUAGUACGAGAAGAUGUCUUCUUCCGUCGAAACAGAAAAGAGAUCAAAGCCCUGCCACUUGCUGCUGCUCUCUCAUUCGACUCUCUGGAAACAGCUCGCGUACUUCUUCGGGCAGGUGCACAUCCCCGCGACCCAGCUUUUGAGGAUAUGAAUGUACUGCAGUUCGCCGCCUAUCACAGCAGUGAAACCAAUACGUCGAUGCUCGCGGAAAUGAUAGGCCUUGCUCCAGAGCUGACAUAUGACGCAUUAAGCUUCGCCAUUAAAGGCAUUAACAAAGAUGCGGUACGUGUGCUUCUAGACACCAUCUCCGCAGCCGCCCGACGGGGACAGAUCGCCGCUCUGCCGCCCAUUCACGAUAUGCUCCUCCACUGUACUCCUCCCACUAAACAGGAGCCUAAUACGCAAUACCUUGAGCUCAUCGACAUGGUGGUUCAAUGGGACGUCGGAUAUGCGCUACAACGUCCGCAACUUCCGGCAAUCUUGUCGGCGAUUCGGAAAGACAACUACAUUGGUAUGGAGAAACUGCUCCAGCUUGGCGUAGUAGAUGGUAGCAGCCUAGUGUUGAACAGCAAGGCGCAGCCACAUGGAGAGUUAGGGAUGUGGACCAUGUUGGAAUGCUGUGAGUUGACAGAUAGGAGUUCGGAGUGGUUGGGUCUGUUGAGAAACUUUGGGGCGCCAUUGUAUCAUUGA